Choloepus didactylus (southern two-toed sloth) is the source of this 3843-nucleotide messenger RNA. It is a transcript of the gene TTLL9, whose product is annotated as tubulin tyrosine ligase like 9. Gene Ontology annotation, molecular function: tubulin binding; tubulin-glutamic acid ligase activity; ATP binding. Gene Ontology annotation, cellular component: cilium. The coding region runs from base 72 to 1514 and encodes 480 amino acids. Lineage: Eukaryota; Metazoa; Chordata; Mammalia; Pilosa; Megalonychidae. The record is from RefSeq and is a predicted model, not a curated record. Gene Ontology annotation, biological process: protein polyglutamylation; microtubule cytoskeleton organization. The transcript has 15 exons.
UGACAACGGGACGCUCCGGAUAGCGCGGGGGACAGCGGCCGUUUGGCUCAGGCCCUAGGGGAAAUCGUGUCAUGUCGCGACAGAAGAAUCAGAAUUACAAGGGCCAUGGAGUGUCAAAGGGAAAAGAGCGAGAGCAGCGAGCAUCGAUCCGGUUCAAGACCACUCUUAUGAACACUCUCAUGGACGUCCUUCGCCACAGGCCAGGAUGGGUGGAAGUGAAGGAUGAAGGGGAGUGGGAUUUCUACUGGUGCGACGUCAGCUGGCUCCGGGAGAACUUCGACCACACCUACAUGGACGAGCACGUGCGAAUCAGUCACUUCCGAAACCACUACGAGCUGACCCGUAAGAACUACAUGGUAAAGAAUCUGAAGCGGUUCCGGAAACAGCUGGAGCGUGAGGCGGGAAAGCUGGAGGCAGCCAAGUGCGACUUCUUCCCCAAAACCUUCGAGAUACCCUGCGAGUACCACCUGUUUGUGGAGGAGUUCCGCAAACACCCGGGCAUCACCUGGAUCAUGAAGCCCGUAGCCCGAUCUCAGGGGAAGGGCAUCUUCCUCUUCCGGAGGCUGAAGGACAUCAUGGACUGGAGGAAGGGCACUGCUGGGAAGAAGCUCACCAGCUUGGAGGCCCAGCCUGCCCGGAGUGCCGUCAAUCCCUCUGGCAGCCACGACACAAAGAACUCUGAUGACCAGAAAGACGAGAUUCCCGUGGAGAACUACGUAGCUCAACGUUACAUCGAAAAUCCCUACCUGAUAGGAGGCCGCAAGUUUGACCUGCGUGUCUACGUGCUGGUGAUGUCGUACAUCCCGCUGCGGGCCUGGCUGUACCGGGACGGCUUCGCCAGAUUCUCCAACACCCGCUUCACGCUGAACAGCAUUGAUGACCAGUAUGUUCAUCUCACCAAUGUCGCUGUGCAAAAGACAUCUCCCGACUACCACCCAGAAAAGGCCGGGCUCCAGGUAGCUGAGGUCCCCAUCCUACACCCCGGCUGCACACGGCCCCAGGGUUGUAAGUGGAUGCUUCAGCGCUUUCGGCAGUACCUGGCGUCCAAGCACGGGCCCGAGGCAGUGGAGAUGCUCUUUAGCGACAUGGACAACAUCUUCGUCAAGAGCCUGCAGAGCGUGCAGAAGGUGAUCAUCAGCGACAAGCACUGCUUCGAGCUGUAUGGCUAUGACAUCCUCAUCGACCAGGACCUCAAGCCGUGGCUUCUGGAGGUCAAUGCGUCCCCGUCGCUGACGGCCAGCAGCCAGGAGGACUAUGAGCUCAAGACCUGCCUCCUGGAAGACACGCUGCAUGUUGUGGACAUGGAGGCCAGGCUCACGGGAAGGGAGAAGCGAGUUGGGGGCUUUGACCUCAUGUGGAACGAUGGCCCUGUCAGCAGAGAGGAGGGAGCCCUUGACCUGUCAGGGAUGGGAAACUUUGUGACCAACACACACCUCGGUUGUGUCAAUGAUCGGAAGAAACAGCUGAGGCAGCUGUUCCGCUCCCUGCAAGCCCAGAAGAAAGCUUCCAGCUAAUCCUCAGCCGGGAGGAAAGCAACCCUGGGAGGUGGCACACCGGUUUUCUCCCCAGCUCUCAAUUUCCGGCACAGGGAACCUCACAGCAUUUGCCUCCCUCCCUCCGGCCUGGCGGCAGCUUUGCUGGCUCAGCAGCUGCUGCUGGCCUUCUGGACUGGGCCCUUUCUCUCCCCUACCCUAAGCAUCUUUGCUCUAAGAGAUGGCCAAUCCCUGGGGCUGGAUGUGUUUUAACCUUGACAGACUGGCUUGGUGAUCAGGCCCAAAGGGGACAAGUGCAGCACGUUCUGUUACUACAGAGAGAUCAUGUCUAACAAAUGAGCACAGGCCUUACUUGGCGAGUCUCUGGGUGCCGGGCCUAGCCCAGGGGAUGCUGUUGGCAGCAGCCCAUUCCUGACUCUUGACAAUGAUGAUUCUUGGGUCAAUGCUGAAAAGGUCCUUUGGAAACAAGAGUUCUGGGGUUAGGGAACUUUCUUGAAGCUGUUAUUUGCAAAGCAAGCAGUUAUUAGAUUGUGUUUACUGGGAAUCAGGGGAGAGGCUGAGCCUUAAAAACACCCACCCUCCUUGCGGUACCAUAACCUUGCAUGUCCCAGGAUCCCAUGGGCUUCUCCAACCAGCAUCUGAAAACCAGCAUCCCCCUUUCUCCUGAAGGUAAGGAUCAGGAAGACAGCUGCCUGGGGAUGGUUCUGGCAAAGGCACUUUUAUCUAAGUUGGCUGGGUGAUUUAAACAAAUCUGGGUCUCCCUGGGCCUUUCUGUUUGAGGUUAGGAGCUCAGCUUUUUAAACCCGAAAACCUUGGACUGGCAGGAAAGGAAAUGGCUUGGGGAAUUGGGUAUGAGUGAAAAUUUCUGUAUUUUCCACUUAACCUGUGUUCAUAAACCUCUUGGUUUAAGAGGGGUUGCAACAAGAGUGGGCUGGUGGGCUGUUAACUGCUCUGAGGGACCCCAGGCAGCUCCCUCGACCACUGCUUCAGGGCGAUUCUUUUGGCUGCAAAUGGCAGGGUCUGACUGCCUAGAUUAAGCCCAAAGGGAAGGUUUGGGUAAGGAAAAUACUGAGGGGUCUUGGUAAAUCCAAGAAGUGAACCAGCCAGUCUCAGGAAGGCAGAAGUCAGGCUACUCUGGUCCUCCUGCCUUGGGGAUAUGGGGUCUUCCCUCCAUCUCUGCGACUGAGGUGAAGCUGACAGCUCCUGGCAUGGGCUCCAGGUUCCAAGUUUCCAGGAGAAAGAAUCUGAUUGGUACUUUAGCCCGGCACCUGCCCUGCCAGACAGGAAGGGGCAGUAUUCACAGAAUGAGAAAUUGUGAGCCAGGCAGUCAUACCGGACAGCAGCUACCAAAUUGAAUUCUGCAACUCCCUACUUUAAAAAAUUUAUACUAAAAAUAUGUAAUAUAUUCAUAUGGUCUAAAAUUCAAAAUUUACGAAAGGGUGUAGUGAGGUCUCUUUCCCUUCCAUCCCUGUACUUUCUGUCCCAACAUGUAAUGAGUGUUUAUACACAAAUGUUAGCUUAUUAGACACCUGUUCUGCCCCUUGUUUUUUGGAGCUUAUUCCAAAUCAGUGCCAAAAGAGCUUCCUUAUUCUUCAUUAUAGCUGCAUAGUAUUCUACUGCCUGGAGCUACUGAUUUCUUUAACUAGUCCCCUGCGGCUGGCCAUUUAGUUUAUUUCCAAUUCCACUUCCCUAAUGUUAAGGGCUAUAGUGAGUAAACACAGUACUUUCUACAGAAAAACUCAGGAGGAUGCAAAACCAUGGGUGUGAGCUGAACCUGGCUUAUGUAAGGUAUUUUGUUUGGUCUGCACCUAAGUUUUUAAAAAUUUUCUGAAUUAGGUGGCAAUAUUUUAAGACAGGCGAUUCAACUUAAAAAUCCAAAUUUCUAGCUCCUCUUGAAAAACACACUAAGAUUUGGCCAUACCUGCCUGUGAGGGGAAAAGGGAGGCAUGCCCGCUGCAUCUUGCCACAGUGCCCACUGCUUUAUGUUGUCUCACCUGUUCUGUCCACUCCACCCAGUUGUCACCCGCUCAUGCCUUCCUGUAUGUGUCUGACUUUGUGAUUCUUGAUAGAAAUCCUGGCAUGAAGGGAGGAAUCAGCUGCACUUCACAGUGGUAUCCUAAAAGCAGUGGUGUGGCAAGUUGAAGUGUCAGAGCUCUAUGAAGGAUCGACUCAAGGAAAGACUGGGAACCUGCUAUUCAUUCAUUAGCAAAUAUUUACUGAGCCUUCAAUGAAUAUGAAAGACAGUCAUGCCCCCACAGCAUAUGUACAUAAGUAUCUGAGCAGAAGGCAGAAGGGAACUCCAAGCAGUGCUGGCCAGGCCCUGCUUUCAGGGGCAGGGAAGGACAUGUGC